AUGGUCUGUAUCUCGUCGAGCUUGUUCUCUUCUAGCAAAAGUCCCCCCAACAUCGCAGAGUUGCCGCCGCGGCGGCGGCGCUCUUCGUUGAUCCGCUUGGAGGAUAACUACGACCCCGUCUCCGGCCUCUCUUCUCGCUCGGCCUCGGGGGCUCCUGCAGUCCCCCCCACCGCUUCUUCGUCCCCUGCUUCCCCCUCUGCCUCGGCUCUCUUCUCUGCCUCGCCCUGGCGACUGGGCGUCGCAGCGCCUGGGCACGACUCGCCCUCCUCGCCGUCUGCCUCGUGGGGGGGGGCGCCGGCCGCCUACGCGCACCACGCAGCCGCGUUCUCUCCUCUGCAGCCGCAGGCCGCUCGCCCGCAAGGAGCCCUCGGGGCUGCCCAAGCUCUUGCAGAGAGCGGGCGCCACGGGGGCACUCGCAGAGGAGCGAGGGACGGUCAGAGUGGCGAGGACGCAGAGCGUGAGCACGAAUCGCAUUGGAGCGCAGUCGGGCGCCGGCAGGCCGCAGACGAGGUCGCCGGCGAGCGCCUCCUCUACCCAGCGCCUCUCUGGAAUGAGUCCUGCCCAGCGGACGGCUUUGUCGCCUCUUCGCCGCCGUUCGCGGCGCUGAGCUCUCGGGAGCUAGACGACAGGCCGGCAGUCUACGGAGGAGUCCCCCGCGGACUGCGCGAGGAGAUGACCUUCUUUGAGCAGAUUAGCCAGCAGCUGAGGGGGCUGCAGCUCUUGUGCGAUCGCCAAAAAGCAGAUGCUCUCCGCGCGCCGAUCGACGCGGCCUGCAGCAGGGAGCCUUCGAUGCUUUCUUUUGGGCGCUCGGUGUCUGGGACUUUGUCUGCCGGUUUGGCGUGUCCGCUCGCUUUCGUCUGCGCAUUUGACCGCGAGACGGAGGAGCUUUACUGUUGUUUUUCUUCACUGCCUCUUCUUCACCGCCUUCGUCCUUCGUCUUCCUUGUCGAGUUUGCCGCCUCGUGCGAUCUCGGCACCUCGGGCUCCGUUCGACGACCGCCAGGCGGCUUCUGCACUCGCGGCUGUCUCGUCCGCUCUUCAUUCGUCGUUCGCGCCGCGGCCGCAGCUCUGUCGCGCGGCAACGGAGACGGCGUUCAAGGGACGCGACCGCCGUCUCCGCCAGGAGCAGUCGCCCAGUAGACGGGCUGCAGGGGGCGCGGCUGUCUCCUCGCCGCGGCCCUGGCCACGGCACUCGACCUCCUUUCCGCCUUGCGUCCCUGGGCGCCCCUCCUUGUCCUCCCCCUCGACACUGACGCCUCCGACGUCUCGUGUGCCUUCCGCGCAGUGUCUCGAGGCCGCAGGAAGGUGUGGAGCGGCGCAGGAUUCGGCUUCUGCGCGGAGACAGCGCGAGGAGGGCAGCGCCGAGGGCGUCCUGCAGCAGCAGAUGAAGGGCGCGGCCGCGCAGCGACGAGCGGCGGCGCGACACGAGGAGGAGGGGCGUAGGGAGGCGGCCUUGCCGGGGGAAGACGGCGCGCAGCGAGAGGAGAAGGCCGCGACGAAGAGGAGUUUUUUCAGUCUGAUCAGAGGUCGGGACCUGAAGCGGGGGAAAGAAGACGUGGAGAAGGGAGCCUCGACAGGUCAGCCAGCAGGUGAAGGCCUGAGAGCCUCGGGCCUCCAUUCCUGGUUUCGGCUGGCUCGAGAGGAGCCGAAGAGACACCAAGUCGAAGAGGCCGCAGUGGAGAAGCGAGCACUGAGCCGCGAGCGAGACGGCAGGGGAGUUGAUGAAGACCCGAGAGAUCAAGUCGAGUUUCUCGAUGCCGAGGGAGGCGACGAAGACGAAUGGAGCGGUCCUGCGUGCUUUCGAGCAGAGACGGCGCACGAUGAAACCCUUGUCCAGCAGCUCCACCAAUUUCUGCGCUGGCGCAUCGUGGACGACCGCCGCGCGACAGACACGGUGUCCUUCACGCUGUCGCCGCUGGACAGCUUGGUGUCUCCUCCCUCCACUCGGCACGCGUCCACUGUCGCGCCUGCGCCUCCCGCGCCUGCGCCUCCCGCGCCUGCGCCUCCCGCGCCUGCGCCUCCCGUGGCUUCGCAUCUGCCGCCGUCGCCGCUGGCGGGCGCGAUGAUGGAGCGUCAGCGGCAGGAGCCACCGUCGACGCAGGUGUUUCGUCUGCACGGCGCGGAGCGGGCGAGAGAGGAAGCGAAGCGCGCCCAGCAGCGAAGCGUGAACGGCGCGACGCGAGCCAGCGAAGAGGAAGAGGGCGAGGGGGGGCUGCAAGCGGAGGUGACGCGGGGGAGAGAGCGGAAAGGCAGCCGCGACCUCCUCCUGCAAGACAGCGCCGAGCGGGACGCGGAUUUCCUCCUCAUGGACGGCCGCGAGGGCUUUGUCCUCUCGCCGCACACAGGCUGCAUCGGCAGUCUCCUUCACCGCGUGCAAGACCGAACCGCGGCUGUUUUGUACGACCCCUCGACGGACGCCCUCCUCUGGUCCCAAGCCGAAGUAGCUUCGCUCUCUCGUCAGACGUCGGCGCGCUCGGCGUCGCCUCGCUCGGCGCCGUCUCCUCCGUCCCUGUCGUCGUCUCCCGCGGGAUCGGACUCGCCGUCUUCUGUCCCGGAGAGCUGUGUGGGGGAGGCCGCCGAGGCGCCGGACGGGGGCCGCGCCGCGGCCCCUGGGGGGUCGCGGGCCUUCGAGCAGCCUGUCGCCCCGCCGCUUCGCCUGCUGGUCAGAAAGCUGAACGACCGCACGCACAGUCGCCUGUGGGAGCUGAUGGAGGAGUCACGCAUUGACUACUCGCUGCCUUCGGAGCGGAGACGGGGGCCGUCGCCUGUCGGAGACGGAUUCUUCUGUCGGCGCGGCGACAAGCCCGCGGCGUCUUCGGCCUCGCUCCCGAAGGCCUUCGGCUCUCCACGCACGCCUGUGGUGCCGCGGCUCACCGCCUCGUCUUCGCUGCCCUCGGCGCGCGCGCUGCUCGCUCCGUCCCCGCGGCAGCCUGCUCACGCGCUCUCAGCGUCCGCGUCGUCGUCGUCCGCCAGAGUCUCUGCGUCGCUGGUGGCGGAGAGCGGCAAGGAGGCGGGGAAGGGUCGCUCCCCGGUCGGGCCGCUCGCGUCGUAUUCCGCGGAGGAGAUGGGGGGACGAGGCGCGAAGAGAGAUGUGUCGAGGGACUCCAACGCGCAAAGCCCUGCAGAAGCAGAGGCGGCGAAUGGAGGGAACGCGAGGGCGACGGGCAGCGCCGGGCUCGCUGGGGUCAGGCGAACCUCCCGCAGCGAGCCUCUCGCCAGCCGCGAGAGUGCAGCGAACCACACCCCCGCGUCGCCCGCACGGGCUUCUUCGCUCGAUAGUCGCUCGCCGUGCGCGUCUCCGCGCGGGCUGGGGGCCUCUGCGUCGGGCGCCAAUGUCGGGCUCAUGCGGGGCGGCGCGCCGUUGGGCGAGUCUGGAGGCCGGCGCGGUCGCGGCGCGGAGACGCCCGCGAGAGCCUCGGCGUCGCCGCCGUACUCGCCGGGCGCCUCGAAGCCUGCCGCAGCCGAGGGGCCCGGGGACGGCGUGCGACUGAGCCGCGACGGCGCGGCUCUCAUGGGGCUGGUCGUCUGCGUGAAGCCCGCGGCAGCGCCCUUCGAGGGCGAGCAGAGACUGCUGGACGAACUCGGCGAUCGCCUUGAGCAAGUGCUGCUCAACGUCCUCCACGUCGAGUGGCUAGAGAGAGAACGCACCAAAAAGGCGCUUCAACUGGAACUCCACAAAUCAGUCUUCCAGGAGACUUUGAAUCCCAUCAAGAAAGUGGAGAGGUUCCUGUCGUUGAUUCACACGACUUUGAGAGUCGAGCAGGUGGCCUUCUUCAUCGUGGAUGCGCAAAACAACUCGUUCGUCUGCCUCGGAGGGGCGCUCAAAGCCCGUGGCCUCACCCUACCCUAUUCGCAUCCGCUGCUGGGCGAAGCGACGCGGCAAGGCGGAAGAAUCGUCAUCUGCAACGAAGUUCCGCCUGGCCUGAACAAAGAAUACGACGACCUCGCGGGAAUUCAAACUCGCGCGGCGAUGGUAGUCCCGCUGCUCAACGCGCAAGGCUUUGUGAAGGCAGUUCUUCUGCUUGUCAAUCGCUCGGUGUGCGCACUUUCGUCGUCGGCGUCGCGGCAUGCCCAGCCGGCGGGCUACCUCUUCUCCUCGUCCUCGCUGCCUGGCUUGUCGCCGCAGCCCUCCGGCGAGGCGGCGCCCCCAAGCGCGUCCUCGGAGCCGCAGCGGGCCUGUCGCCCCUCCGCGUGGGUCCUUUCCUCUGCGUCCCUGCCGCUGCUGCCGGCGGUCUCGCCGUUGCGGAAAGCGGCCCGCGACUCCCGGGCCCGCGGCGGCCGUGUUAUAUUCGGAGACGCGGCGCGAGGCGAGCGCGCGGGCGCGGAGGACGAAGCGGCCGAAGAGUUGCGGGGCAGGGAAGGCAGGGAGAGGCCAGACCCGAGACGCGGCGCGGGGGACGCGAUCGUGUGCGCCUGCCCGCUCUGCAACGCAGCAGAGAGACAGAAGCUCUCUUACGCAGACCAACUGCUGCAGGCGCUCACAGUCUCGAACGAACUCAGAGUCUGUCAUAAGUUCACAAGAGAGGACGAGGUGUACCUGCGCUGCAUUCAGUGCGAGAUUCAGAACGCGCUCGGAGGCGCCUUGACCAACGUGUGCGUCGCAGGGAUGACGCUGCUGCGUCCCAUGGUGACGAUGGUGUCCUACGUCGUCGCCGAGGCAGACAGCGCUCUUGCGCUCCUGCCUUCCAGAGGCGCAGACCACGUGCUGGCGGAAAUCAAGACGAUCGUGGAGGAAGACAAGAAGCAGAUGCUGCGCCGCCUCAGGCGGUCCCAGUCCCUGGCGGUCGACCUCGACGAGUCCGCCGGGCGGCGGUCGCCACGUUCGCCCUCCUCGUCGCCCUCGUCGCCGCUCUCCGAGGAGGAGGGACAGCGGCGCCUCCGGUCGUGGGGCGAAGACGCCGCAGCGGUGCCGCGCCGCGCUGCCGAUACAGGCGAUGCGAGCAAGGCGGGCGAGGCGCCUGUGGAGAGACCGGCGCAGACAAGCGGCGCGCGCGAGGAGAAACGCGAGGAAGCUGUCGGGCGGGCGGGGCGAGAGCGAAGACGGCCGGUGUCGCCCCCGUACACGGCGCUCGCCGCGCCCAGCUGGCGCAGGCGGGAAGCGCGAGAAGCGGGGGAACAAGCGAAUGGAGGAAAAGGCGAGCAGACAGAAGACGAUCCACUCAGCAACGACGCAGAGAAGCGAAGGUCGACGGUCAUGGGCCUCGCGAAUAGCCGCGACGAAGCCGCCACAGGCGGCUUCCGAACGAAGCAGCUGUCGCCGGUGGCGUCUCUGCAGCGGUUCAGCACGGCGCCUUGCAAGGUUUCGCCGUCUCGGGGAUUUUUGAGCAGCGUCGGUUUUCCUUUUUCCUUCCCAUGGUCGUUUUCGUCGCUGGACACCGAGGAGGAGCCGCUCUCGCCGGCCUGCGGGCGCUCGGAGGUGGGCGAGAGUCCGCUGCUGGCCUCCGGCAUCCGCCGGAAGCGCGAGACGCCGACGCUCCUCUCGCUGCAGAGCUUCGGGCGCCUGCGCAGGCGGCGCAAGCGCAACUCGAGCUCGGCCCCGGGCGACGAGGCUACGGACGAACACGCGACGGCCAGCGGCGUCUCCUGGCGAGAAGAUGAAGAGGAGGAAGAAGGCGACUGGGCGGAGGACGCGAGUGCCCACGCCCACGCUGGGUUUCUGGGCGUGCAGCCCAGGGACGCUACGCAGACUCGCGGGCGCGGGAGAGAGUGGCGCCGCGAGUCAUCCGCACCUUCGGGGGGCGGCGCGGAGACGCACGACCAAGGACGGCGAGAGAGAGCGAGAGACGGGGCGGAGGGUACCGACGCGGUCGACGGCAGCCUCGGCACGGGCGGCUCGGGCGCGUCCUUCGACCGCGUCCCAGGAGCCCACGGCGCCGCCAGCGGCGCGCACGCCCAUCGGAGGAAACUGAGCGAGAAAAUCGCAGAGAGAGGACGAAACUCCGCCGGCGACGAUCGCUUCCCACUCCUCAGAGGAACGAAGCGGCGGAAGCGCGCGGCGUCGCUCCCCAGCCUCGUCUUCUCAGCUGCUUUGGACAAGUGCGAGAGGCACAUGAAGGCCAUCAGGAAGGAACUGAUCCUGGCGCAGUACCGCGGGUGGGACUUGGACGUCUGGCGGCGCAGCAGCAACGAGAUGGAAGUUUUCUUCUUGCUGGCACUCGAUGACUUGCAGCUUCUCGAGCGCCGCGAGGAAAAGAAGCUCCGGCAGUUCUUCGCGAUCAUUCGCGACGGCUACCACACCGACAAUCCGUACCACAAUUUUUACCACGCGAUCCACGUUUUCCAGGUCUGUUGGAUGUUCCUAACCACGUGCGGCUGCUCCAACAUCCUCAGCCCCGUUGAGCAGCUCGGCAUUCUUCUCGCAGCGCUGUCUCACGACGUAGAUCACCCUGGAGUGAACAACGCGUUUCUCCGCGCGAGUCUGCAUCCGCUCUCCAUCAUGUACAACGACAAGGCUGUCCUCGAGAAUCACCACGCUGCAUUUGCCGUGCGAACGAUGAUGGAGUUGAACAUGUACGGCGCGGCCGAGCGGCGCGUUGCCUUGGAGUUGCUUUCGCCUGCGGGUGACGCGAAGGCUGGCGGAGGGAGCCUCGCGCGCGUGGACGAACGCGACGACCGCGUCGUGCCGUCUUUUGCAGAUUUGAGGAAAAUCGUGAUUCAGGCGAUCUUCUCGACAGACAUGGAGCUCUUCAGACAACACCACGACGCCAUGAAGCGCCGCGCGCAGAUGAAAACCACGGACCGCGAUGAGCUGGAAGGCGAAGACGACCGGAAUCUCCUGGUGACUUGCUUGAUUCACUGCGCGGAUAUCUGCAACCCAGUCAUGAAUGGAGGACGAAACGUGCAAUGGGCUUCACUAGUCACGCAGGAAUUCAACGCGCAGGUCGAUCUCGAAAAACGCCUCGGCCUCCCUGUGUCGGUCUUCAUGGACGCGCGAACCGAGCUGCAAAGGACACAGUCGCAGAUCGGAUUUCUUUCCUUCGUCGUCCUGGAUCAGUUCCGGGCGCUCGCAGACCUUCUGCCGGCAGUCUCUGAGUUGGUCGCGCAGGGCGAGCGAAACCUCGAGAUGUGGCAGCGCGCCCUCGACGCGCUCAAAGCCGCGGAGGAAGCGAAGGCCGCCGGUGAGCAGUACGAAGAGCCUCCUAGCAAUUUCUCGUUCCGCCUCAAGGAUUUGAAAUUCGGUGGCAUGCGCGGCGUGAAGUGUUUCGGCUUCAUUCGAAGCCAGGAAUUCGACGGCUACCGGCCGCCCAGCUUGGACGCAUGA
This is a messenger RNA of Besnoitia besnoiti, 7260 nucleotides long. RefSeq lists its product as uncharacterized. Lineage: Eukaryota; Apicomplexa; Conoidasida; Eucoccidiorida; Sarcocystidae. The transcript has 19 exons. The coding region runs from base 1 to 7260 and encodes 2419 amino acids. The record is from RefSeq and is a predicted model, not a curated record. Gene Ontology annotation, biological process: signal transduction. Gene Ontology annotation, molecular function: 3',5'-cyclic-nucleotide phosphodiesterase activity.